This is a messenger RNA of Hymenoscyphus albidus, 2531 nucleotides long. Lineage: Eukaryota; Fungi; Ascomycota; Leotiomycetes; Helotiales; Helotiaceae. The record is from the annotation of a GenBank genome assembly.
CCCAAUGAGAGUGAUUUGGUAAGUCUAUUGACGGGGUCUCCGAGAACACUGAGCACAGAUAUGAAAUUGAGUGGAACAAAGGCUUCCCCCGUUGAAUUGUAGCAAAAUUAGAAAAAGAAAACGGCUUUUCCGGGAGCUCGGGAGGAUUUGUACAUCAAAUUAAUUUGAUUUUGUAAGUUUGUUCAAUCUUCUGCAGCAAUUCCAGCCCCCUUUGCGGCUGUUUGAUACCCCAGUCUCGGCUGACGGCAGGAGGUGCACACGUCUCGCCGAUUCGCUCAAAUACGACUGAACCUCUCACCAAAUAUCCCCGAAGAGACCUACCCCACAUAGAGGGGCACAAUAUACCAAUAAGAUUCGAUUCAGAUUUGAGUAUAUUGAAUUCACUCUUCACUUCUCCCCUUAUCGGACCAGACCGUAUCUCGUAUAUCGGAUUGACCCUCAUCAAUGAGGUGUCUCCUGAUUUAAGAUAAAUCUCCAUCUACAAGUUGAAUUCUGCUUGCUCUACAAAUCCUUAUAACAAACUCCUGCUCUUCACCUUCAACCGUUUGGUUCUCAACAGCUUUUCUCAAUUUUGAGUAGGAACUUUUACCAAUGGAGACCGAUACCAGAAAGUACACAGUCUCCGAGACACCUCUUGGAACAGCUCGACAUGUACGGAUCGUGACAAUCGGUGCAGGUGCAAGUGGCAUUAACAUGAUCCGGACACUUCGAGAGACACUCACCAACUACGAACAUGUCGUUUACGAAAAGAACCCUUCAGUAGGAGGAACCUGGUACGAAAACAGAUAUCCCGGCUGCAAGUGUGAUAUCCCUUCACACAGCUAUCAAUAUUCCUGGAAGCACAAUCCGUCUUGGAGCACUUUUUACGCUCGCGCGGAGGAGAUCGAAGAUUAUCUGUGCAGAGUUUGCGAAGAAAAUCAUCUUGGACCGUCUAUCAAGACCUUACACCAAGUCACAGAAGCUAUCUGGAGUGAAGAGGAAUCAGUUUGGAAGUUGAAGGUGCAGGACCUCAAAAGUUUAGAGGUUGUUGAUGACUAUUGUCAUUUUCUUCUUAACGCGACUGGAAUUUUGAAGUAUGUGCUUCUACUCGCACAAGGCUUGCUCUUCAUUGUACCGUAUCAGGUUGCUAACAGUUUCUAGUAACUGGAAGUGGCCAGAGAUAACGGGCCUCCACAGUUUCAAGGGGGAUCUAAUUCAUACCGCUAACUGGCCAAAAGACUUCGAUAUUACGGGGAAAAGAGUCGCUGUUAUUGGCAAUGGCUCAUCGGGUGUACAAAUCAUGCCGGCAAUACAAAAAGAUGUCAAGCAACUAUUUCAGUUUCUAAGAUCUCCAUUAUGGUUUGUUGUGUUCCGACUCAAUGGGGAUAGCAUACUAAUUUGAAGGACAGGGUUGUGCCACCCCAGCAACAAAUGUUAAGCCAGUCAGUAAAUAUCUUGAAAGAGGUCAAGAUGGAUGGGGACAAGUUCACACCUGAGCAAAUUGAGAAGUUCACUUCCUACCCAGAGUACUAUCUUCGAUUUGUCAAAGCAGUCGAGGAAGAGAUUAAUGGUAAGUUCCCAAUGGUAUGUUUCGUUUCUCACAUUCCAUCAGCGCUCCAAAAUAUAGUCUAACUUCCAUACAAGCUCAUCAAAGACAGCGACACCGCCAAAUAUGCCAAGCAGGUCUUGACAACGUAUAUGACUACUAUGCUAGGUGGCGACAAAGAUUUGGUAAAAGCAUUAGUACCAGAUUUUGCGGUUGGCUGUCGACGGUUAACACCCGCAGUUGGGUAUUUGGAAUGUCUAAGAGCCGAGAACGUUCGAGUGGUUACAGACCCAAUAGACUCAAUCGUUGGGAACGGGAUCAAGACCUCAACUGGCGAAAUUGUAGAGAUCGACGUCUUAAUUUGUGCCACUGGGUUUGACGUCGGUAUCUGUCCUCGAUUCCCAAUUGUGGGAAGGAAAGGUAAUCUCCAAGACCUGUGGAAGGAAAACUUGCCAAGAGCGUAUAUGUCGACCAGUAUUCCGGACUUCCCAAAUUAUUUCAGUAAGUUGUAUACAUGCCCCAUAUCUGUUCUUCAAACCCAAACCCCUAACAUACUACAGUGUUUCUCGGCCCAAACGCCCCCAUAGGUCACGGCUCCGUCAUCACAAUCAUCGAACACGUUGCUACAUACAUAGCCUCCAUCAUCCAAAAAUGCCAAACCGAAUCCAUCCUCUCACUGUCACCGUCCUCCGUCGCUCUGGACGAUUACUACGAACAUAUUGAGGCUUUUAUGCCUAGAACUGCGUGGGCUAGUACUUGUCGGUCGUGGUUCAAGAAUGGAAAAGAGACAGGACCGGUUACAGCGUUACAUCCUGGGAGUCGGAUACAUUGGUUCGUGAUGUUGGAGAAGUUUCGAGGUGAGGACUUCGAGUUUGUUUACGCAACGAAGGGGAAUGCGAAGAAGGGUAAUAGAUUUGGAUACUUGGGCAAUGGAUUCAGUGUCCGGGAGUUGGGAGGGGGUGAUAAGACUUGGUAUUUGGGGAGUCUGAAGGAUGGAGCGAUUUGA